UCAUUCUUCUGCACUCUAAAACAUUGUUCUUUUCUUCCUCCACCAUAUUUUAAUAGGAUGGUCUUGAUGAAGCAUUAAUAAUCUAAUAAAAAAUAUGGAAUUGAAAAGGAAAAAUUCAGUUGCAUAUGUUAUGCUUGUUUACAAGGUUAAAUUUGGUAUUAAUUGAUUUAUAAGAAAGGAAUUAUUAAAGAUUCUGUCAACUGGCUAGUUUUCAGACCUCUUCAAAUAAACUCCUUCUUCUUGCCUAUGGAUUCUGUGUUAUUUUAGCUUUCUUGAUGCUGUAAUAACCAGCAUUCUUCAUGGAACUCGUUUUUGGCAAAUGGGUGUUUGCUUUUUCACUCUCUUGUUGGCUCAUCUUCUCUGUAGCACUAUCAGUGGAGGGACUGCAUGGAGAUGCUAAAGUUAGAGGCGUGAAUUUAGGAGGGUGGUUGGUUAUAGAAGGUUGGAUAAAGCCUUCUCUUUUUGAUGGCAUUCCUAACGGGGAUAUGCUUGAUGGGACACAGGUCCAAUUCAAGUCCGUCACAUUGCAGAAGUAUGUUUCUGCAGAGAACGGGGGUGGUAUGGGUGUUUCAGUGGACAGAGAUGUUGCCUUUUCAUGGGAAACCUUCACUUUAUGGAGAGUUACAGAAUCAGAAUUUCAGUUCCGCACUUCUCAAGGACAGUUUCUAUCAUGUGAUGGUGAAGGUUGCUCUCUGUCUGCAACCGCAAAAUCACCUUCAUCACCAGAAACAUUUGUAAUUGAAAGAAAUAACAAUGGUAGAGUCCACAUCAAACUUACUGGUGGGACUUAUCUGCAGGCUACCUUAGCAAACCAGCUCACAGCAGACUAUCCAGGGGUGCCAGGCUGGGAUGCUAAUGCUGCCACAUUUGGAAUGACAAUUGUAGCCAAUAACUUGCAUGGAGAUUACCAGCUUGCAAAUGGAUAUGGACACAAUCGGGCCAAAGAGGUUCUAAAGAGACAUAGAAACAGUUUUAUUACUAUAGAAGAUUUCAACUUCCUGUACAGACAUGGAAUAAAUACUGUGAGGAUUCCUGUUGGCUGGUGGAUUGCUUAUGAUCCUGAUCCUCCAGCUCCAUUUAUUGGGGGAACUUUGGAAGCUCUGGAUAAUGCAUUCUCCUGGGCACAAGCGUAUAGCAUAAUGUGCAUAAUAGACCUUCAUGCUGCUCCUGGCUCCCAAAACGGGAUGGAACAUAGUGCUAGUAGAGACGGUUGGACAGACUGGCCUACUUCAGAUCAUGUCUCACAAACAUUACAUGUUAUAGAUUUCUUGGCUUCAAGGUAUGCAAAAAAUCCUGCCUUCUUGGGAAUUGAACUUUUGAACGAACCAUCUGCAGCAACAGUUCCAUUGGAUAUCUUAAUCUCCUAUUACAAACAAGGCUACCAAAUUGUUCGGAAACACUCAUCUACAGCUUAUGUGAUAAUGUGCCAAAGAAUUGGCAAUGCAGAUCCUUUGGAACUUUAUCAGGCAAAUAUAGGCUCUCACAAUAUAGUUGUGGAUCUUCAUUACUACAAUCUGUUUGACCUUUUCUUUGUUAAUAUGAGUGCCAUGGAUAAUAUCCAAUUCAUCUACAGAAGCAGGGAAGCUCAACUACAAGCCUUAAAUAGCGUAAAUGGUCCCCUUGUUUUUAUUGGGGAAUGGGUGAAUGAGUGGAAUGUGACAAACGGCUCUCAGAAGGAUUAUCAAGACUUCGGGAGGGCUCAGUUAGAGGUUUACAAUGCUGCUUCCUUUGGAUGGUCGUACUGGACUCUCAAAAAUGACAGACAACACUGGGAUUUUGAAUGGAACAUUAGGAACCAUUAUCUCCAACUGGGUAAUUCUCCAAAAACCCAAAUUUUCAACACUAUAGUGUUGCUUGGAUUAGUGUGUACCUGGUUAUAUCUGCAUCAUAUGUUGUGACCAACCGCACAAACGUUGUGGAUGACCCAGAAAUGUCGAGGGAGACAUAAAUGCGGCUUUUCUUAAUUUUUGCUUUUUACAAAUCUGGAAUUGCAGUAAAAUUGUUAGAGCAUAAACUAUCCACAGAACAUGUGAAUGAUCCUGUAAGAACUUGGGGGCUACCUCAGAAAUAUACAAAUGAAAAAUUCAUUCUACUUUGAGCUUC
Molecule: messenger RNA, 2103 nt
Organism: Pistacia vera
Lineage: Eukaryota; Viridiplantae; Streptophyta; Magnoliopsida; Sapindales; Anacardiaceae
Product: probable glucan 1,3-beta-glucosidase A
Exons: 11
Coding region: 300-1898 (532 amino acids)
Biological process (GO): establishment or maintenance of cell polarity; actin filament bundle assembly; cell migration
Cellular component (GO): cytoplasm; actin cytoskeleton
Molecular function (GO): actin filament binding; hydrolase activity, hydrolyzing O-glycosyl compounds
Source: RefSeq, a predicted model, not a curated record